Oreochromis niloticus (Nile tilapia) is the source of this 626-nucleotide messenger RNA. RefSeq names its product NACHT, LRR and PYD domains-containing protein 12-like. The transcript has 5 exons. Gene Ontology annotation, molecular function: protein binding. The record is from RefSeq and is a predicted model, not a curated record. Lineage: Eukaryota; Metazoa; Chordata; Actinopteri; Cichliformes; Cichlidae. The annotation marks the transcript as partial.
AGGAGGCUCUUCUGAAGCUGCUGCCAGUGGUCAAAGCCUCCAACACAGCUCUAUUGAGCAGCUGUAACCUCUCAGGUAGAGUCUGUGAAGAUUUGUUGUCAGUUCUCAGCUCCCAGUCAUCUAGUCUGAGAGAGAUGGACCUGAGUACCAACAGCCUGAAAGAUUCAGGAGUAAUAAAGCUGUCUGCUGCAGUGGAUAGUCGACACUCUAAACUCGAAAUUCUCAGACUGAGUGUGUGUAACCUCCCCAAGAAAUGCUGUGAAUCUCUGUCUUCAGUUCUUAGCUCUCAAUCUUCAAGUCUGAAAGAGCUGGACCUGAGUAUCAACCACCUGCAGGAUUCAGGACUGCAACUUCUAUCUUCUGGACUGCAAAGUCUAAAUUGUAAACUGAAUACGCUGAGACUAAGUCAAUGCAACUUCUCAGAGAGAAGCUGUGAAGCUCUUUCCUUGGUUAUCAGCUCCCAAUCCUCUAGCCUGAGAGAGUUGGACCUGAGUAACUCUGACCUGCAGGAUUCAGGAGUGAAGUAUUUAUUUGUUGGACUGGAAAGUCCAAACUGUAAACUGGAAAUUCUCAGUCUGUCAGGCUGUCUGAUCACAGAGGAAGGCUGUACUUCUCUGGCCUCAGCU